GUCUUCGAGGUUGACAACACUAAAACGCCGAAAGCCAACUUCGCAGGUCUUGCAAAGGUACAGGGGUGGGUUGGAGGCGACGCGGAAUGGCGGUGGCAUUGGGAGGCUUGUUUCAAGGAGCCUUAUCUGUUUGGUCGCCGCGGUGAGUAGCUUGAAGUUCUGUGAAAUGUGGAUAUUCCACAUAGCUCGGUACUGAUGACCCUAGAUGUCUCUGCAAUUCCCGCAACACCUGUUGCUACCUCUGAUUUGGUGGGGCAUUCUCGUCGCCGCCUCUCCAACAGCUCAGACGGUUCCGUUGCAUCCGCCGAAUCUGACUUCUCCUUCAUCUCAGCAGCUCCCAGCAUCCAGUCUCUUAAUACCAAUGGCUCUAUCUUUGGAGGCAUCGUGCUUGGCUUAGAGUCUGUGUCACUCGAUGGCAUAAAGAAUGAGUCACCGGCUACCACUGCCGAACCCCAGAAUUCCAAGGCGCCAGCCACGCUGAACCUUUCCGCAGAGGACACAACAUCAGCAGCAGGCUCUGGCACCGCAGACGAUCCGAAGUCGCCUUCUAAGGCCAGCCCAUUCUGGUAUCAGUACCCCGGCUUCGAGCCAGACCCACGUGCUCCCUUCAAGCAUGAGCUUGGCCGACUGUGCAAGCAUCUUGGUGCGACAAUGAAGAAAGGAAAGAAGAAUCUUCAGGCUGAAGCGCUCACUGCCGAGAUCAAGUACCACUACGGCGCUCACAUGAACCGGCUUGAUCGCUGGCAAGAACUGUGCGAAGAAGUUGGCAUCGAGAAGAUCCCUACCUCAAUCACGCAGUGCCAGAAGGUUCUGAAGCCCGUGUUCGUUAACUUGUUCAACCUAGUGGACCAUCGCCGUAACCCAGAGCUCAAAGUGUUGCGUUUCCAAUCAUACGGCGAGUUCAACAAGUUCACCCGUAACGGUCACAAGUUCCCUCUCAACUGCGCGAAGCAGGAGGGGUUCAUCAAGAUUUUGCUGAAGAGAGUGUAAGGUGCACAUGUCAUGCGUGCUUUGGAAAUGAAGGACUUCUGUUCAUCUGCGAGAUCUUACUUGAUCUGAUUGAUCUUCGUGACAGCAAGAUGUUAGGUUUUGGACU
Molecule: messenger RNA, 1096 nt
Organism: Didymella exigua CBS 183.55
Lineage: Eukaryota; Fungi; Ascomycota; Dothideomycetes; Pleosporales; Didymellaceae
Exons: 2
Coding region: 196-990 (264 amino acids)
Source: RefSeq, a predicted model, not a curated record